GACCAAGGGGUUCUUAGCCCAUCUGUGUGAGUGAGCUCUCAACCCAUACAAUUCCAUGAUACUCGUUCCUGUGUACUGGAUUAGCGGAUUUCAGUUAUUUGGUAGAAAUGAAAAUAGAGAAGAAUGUUUUAGAGUUGAGAGAUCUUGAUCUGAAAAUAUUGGUGUUGGAGGAUGAGGAAGAAUGUGGUGGUGGUGGUGAGCACAAGUAUUGCGGUGGUGGUGGUAGGAGCAUUGAUCAGAAAGUGGAAGCAAUGGAAAGAACAACAGUUGAGGAGAAUGAAACAAAUAAUAAGAAGGUUUGCUAGGGAAAGUGCCACCCCAUUAAAAUGUCUUUGGCAAGUAGCUGAUGAUAUGGUGACCAGCAUGGAAGAUUCUCUUGCUAUUACCGAUGAUUCCCCCUCUCUCAACAUGGUCGUUUCCAAUGCUACAUUGCUCCCACUUGGAGAUGAAGAAGGAUUCUAUUAUGGGGUUAGUUUGCAUGGAAGGAAUUUGUUGAUGUUGUGUGCGCGACUGGGAGGAAAGAAUAAGCCUAUCUCUGCCUUACAAAGACAACAUAUUUCCAUCCCUGAUGCUGUCAUGGCUGGCUCUUCUCUGGAAAUAAAUGAUUACAUAGCUAAAGAGAUAGCUGAGUUCGUUUCGGCGCAUCCUGAGAUUGAGGACAGUGCACCCGCCAAAAACAAGAAACUCGGCUUCACAUUGGCAUAUCCAGUUCAUCAAGCUAUGCCUUUCUCGGUGACAGCAUCAGAACACAAAAACGCAAACAACCCAGUUCGACAAGGAAUAAUGGUGAAGGAUCUAAAUCGAGCGUUGACGAACCAUGGAAUGAAAAUGCACGUUGCCUCACUGGUUGAUGAAACUAUUGGAGGCUUGGCCGGUGGAAGAUACUAUAACAGGGAGAGCGUGGUUGCAGUUAAUCUUGGCGCCACCACAAAUGCUGCUUAUGUAGAACCAGCAGAGGACGUUGCCAGCGAUCUCGCACAGUCUUCCAAUUCAAGCGAACAGGUGAUUAGCAUGGAGUGGGGAAACUUCUAUUCCCCUAAUUUCCCUUCAACAUUGUAUGACGACAUUUUAGAUGCUGAAAGCUCAGAUCCUGGUGGCCGGCGUUUCGAAAAGCUUAUUUCAGGAGACUUUUUGGGAGAAGUUGUGAGACAGAUCUUGUUGAAGUUGGCCAAGGAAACAGCCUUGUUUGGAUGCAGAGUGCCUCCCAAGUUAAUGACUCCUUAUUUAAUCAGGUCCUCUGAUAUGGCUGCCAUGCAUCAAGAUACGUCGGAGGAUCGGGAAAUAGUGGGUGAGAAACUGGGAGAAAUUUUCGAGAUCCAUAAUUGUUGUCCAAUGGCACGGGAAGUGGUGGCUGAGGUGUGUGACAUAGUAGCAGAGAGGGGUGCACGAUUAGCGGGAGCAGGAAUUGUGGGAAUAAUUAAGAAGCUUGGAAGAAUUAAGAAUAGAAAGAGUGUGGUGACGGUGGAAGGUGAGCUUUAUGAGGACUACCGCAUUUUCAGAAACUACCUUCAUAGCGGUGUGUGGGAAAUGCUUGGCAAAGAUUUCUCAGACAAUGUCAUCAUUGAACAUUCACAUGGUGGUUCUGGAACUGGAGCUUUGUUCCUUGCUGCUGCUCAAACUCGAGCACACAGUUCAGAUUCUUGACCCUUUACACUCAACACUUUUCUGAGAAGAAAAAUAUAUGAUGAUGAUGCUUGAGCUAAAAGGAAGAGUUUCUUUUGCCUUUGAAUGAGUUAAUUUUUUCAUGAUUUUGGACUCAUUAUAAAU
This is a messenger RNA of Vigna radiata var. radiata (mung bean), 1767 nucleotides long. Its product is annotated as probable hexokinase-like 2 protein. Bases 172 to 1644 code for a protein of 490 amino acids. The transcript has 9 exons. Gene Ontology annotation, molecular function: mannokinase activity; glucokinase activity; D-glucose binding. Lineage: Eukaryota; Viridiplantae; Streptophyta; Magnoliopsida; Fabales; Fabaceae. The record is from RefSeq and is a predicted model, not a curated record. Gene Ontology annotation, biological process: intracellular glucose homeostasis; glucose 6-phosphate metabolic process; glycolytic process. Gene Ontology annotation, cellular component: cytosol; mitochondrion.